Molecule: messenger RNA, 1936 nt
Organism: Saccostrea cuccullata (small rock oyster)
Lineage: Eukaryota; Metazoa; Mollusca; Bivalvia; Ostreida; Ostreidae
Exons: 7
Coding region: 67-1848 (593 amino acids)
Source: RefSeq, a predicted model, not a curated record
GCACGUCAUACGAUUGGUCUUAUCUUUCUGGGAGUUUUACUUGUGGCAGUGGCAGGUGGAGGCAUCAUGGUGUACAUCGCUUUUCUGUCACCGUUAAGAGAUGAUAAAACCUCUAAUUCUUGCGAGACGCCUCCACCAAAAUUCGGUGAAAACUGCGAAUUUCGAUGUCAUUGUUCAAAUCUAAGUGAGAUUUGCGACAGACACACAGGAAAUUGUUUUAGUGGAUGUAUAGAUGGAUGGGAAGGAAAGAAUUGCCAUACAAUUAAGUCUAUAUUUGAUAAGUCAGCUAUAAACGCCAAACCCAACUCUUCAGAGUCCGUUCAAUGCUUCAUUCAAAAACUUUGGUACAGCUGGAGCAAUGUCUACCUCACUUUUCACAAUGACACCAGGUUGUUAACUUUAAUCAAUGUGUCACAAAGUGGAAAUAUUAUGAGCUUUGAUAAUAGAGUAAACGCUUCAUUAAAAAGAACAACUGAAAUGGAGGCAGACAUUGUGACAUUUUUGUUCAAUUUCGGAGAGAAUGAUUGUGCUUUGACAGGAAUGUAUGAAUGUCGCUUUGAUAUGGUAGACAACUUCACUCUCUUGUAUGGAAACUUAUCCAUGAAAGUACAAGGGAUGUCUAAAAAUCUUCAUCUAUCAACGAAAAAGGCCUACCUGAUAGAUUCAAAUGAUAAAAUAAGCUGCAACUUACAGUUAGCAGAACCAGAUACUGAAGUUUUUCUUACCUUUACUGAUAUCAAAAACAAUACCCUGAAUUCAACUGAUGUUAAGGUUUCUAAGCAGCUACUGAAGACCUCCACUGCAGAAUGUACCAAUCUGACAACUUUCAUGUACGAAUUUAAUGUUACCACAGAACUUAACCAAUCUACUGUUCAAUGUAUUAUGAGAAACGAAUCAGGUGAAAUAUAUCUGAAAUCCAACAGUGCAGUCAUCAAUGUCGUCUCUGUCCUCACGUCUGUGAAUGGUGUCAUGGAUCCUCCAAGCCAUGACAUUAUGAUACAAAACAAAACGGAAUUGUCUUGUUAUUUCAAUGUGAGCAGUUUUGAGUGGGAUGCAGUUCGAUUAGACUUUCAAAACGACUCUUUAGCCUCUAAAACAAUUGUUCGCCUCACAAAUAGUAGCAGAGCUUGGCAUGCAGGUCAAAUAAAUGCCACUUUGAAAGUAGAUUCGAGUUUUGUGAACGUUACCUUUGUCUUGGAUUUUGCAACACCAAAGGAUGCUUGCUCUCUUUCCGGGAUCUACACAUGUUCCAUAGAAAUGGUAGACAAACACAUUGCAACUGAGAGCGACAGCACUUCGUUGAACUUUUCAGUUCCCGUUUCUGAUUUGUCUCUCCACCUCCUUCCUCGAUAUCAAUAUGGAACAUAUGAUUUCAUCAACUGUAGUGCAGACACAAUGGAACCAGCAACAACUACUCUCUCCCUGGAAGUUUGUGAUUCAGAUUCGACCUUUGUUCCUUUCGAAAUGUAUAACAUAUCAUUCGUUGUUUUCAAUGAGACCGGUCUGAAGAAUGAAAACUGUUCCCAGCAAAUUCUGCUGAGUUACCAGGUUCUUUUCAAUUCUCAAAUGAAUGUCUCUUUGCGAUGUAGUGUUCACGAUUCCUAUAGAAACACAGCCCUACCUACAUCAUGCAGUAUGCCCGAGAUUUCAACUGCAUUAGUGGUUGGUGUCAUGGAUCCUCCAAGCCAUGACAUUAUGAUACAAAACAAAACGGAAUUGUCUUGUUAUUUCAUUGUGAGUAGUUUUGAGUGGGAUGCGGUUCGAUUAGACUUUAAAAACGAAUCUUCACUCUCUCAAACAAUUGUUCGCCUCACAAACAGAAGCAGAGCUGGGAUGAAGGUCAAAUAAAUGCGACUUUGAAGUAGAUUCGAGUUUUGUGAACGUUACCUUUGUCUUGGAUUUUGCAUCAGCGAAGGAUGCUUGCUCUCUUUCCGGC